Messenger RNA from Condylura cristata (star-nosed mole), 3509 nucleotides. Its product is annotated as zinc finger protein 883-like. Gene Ontology annotation, molecular function: DNA-binding transcription repressor activity, RNA polymerase II-specific; RNA polymerase II cis-regulatory region sequence-specific DNA binding. Gene Ontology annotation, biological process: negative regulation of transcription by RNA polymerase II. The record is from RefSeq and is a predicted model, not a curated record. The coding region runs from base 278 to 2416 and encodes 712 amino acids. NCBI's taxonomy places the organism in Eukaryota, Metazoa, Chordata, Mammalia, Eulipotyphla, Talpidae. The transcript is spliced from 5 exons.
UAACACUGCUCCAGGAGUCGCAAAAAACGGCUUAUGUCUUCGCAAACCCGGGAGAAAAGGCCCUGCGUGACGUGCGUGAGGAUGCUCAGGCCCCGCCCCUUUGCUCGCCGCUCUUCAAGCUCCGCCCCUGUGGAGGAUAACGGUCCGCCCAGCCCCGCCUCUUCGGUCGCGCACGCGCCGUUCCCAGCAGACCCGGAAGCGGAAAGCGCCGAGCGGAGGUCCCUGCGCAGACUGGCUGGUAAAGACCUCGUUGCCCGGAGAGGAGGCGGUGGCAGGGAUGGACCUUUCUCAGGGGCUGCUCGUCUUUAAGGACGUGGCCGUCGAGUUCUCCGAGGAGGAGUGGGCGUGCCUGGAGCCUGCGCAGCGGGCCCUGUACGGGGAUGUGAUGCUGGAGACCUACAGGAACCUGCUUUUUCUGGCCAGAAGGUCUGUCUGCGAUCUGAAUAUCGUCUCCUUUGUGGAUCAAGGGAAGGAGCCCUGGGCUGUGGAGAGUGAAGUGAAGACAAUGAACAAGCCAGAUGUGUGGGGAAAUGAGGAAGGUGCGGGCCCAGCUGCCUUUCAAGAUAGCUCUGAUGCACGUGGGGUAAAGAAAUCACAAACCAAAGAGCACAGUAAUACAGCACAAGUAUUCCACACACGAAUGCUGGAAAGCUACAGAAGCAAUGAAGGCAAAGAUUUUUCCUUCCAGCAAAUCUGGGAAAACAUACACGACUUGCAGUAUCAGUGGCAAGAUGAUAAGAUGAAUUACAGAGGCCCCGUGACCCAUAAAGACACUGUGUUGUGUGGACACGGGCAGCGUGAGGGGAUGGGUGCAGAAAGUAUACCUACUGAGGAAGGACUUCGUGCCCGCUCUCAGGACACUCUGCAGAUGCUUCACCUUGAAGGAAACUUCUAUGAAUGUCAUCAGGCUGAGCCUAUCAGCAACUGUUCCUCGGGUUCACCAUUUCAGAGUAUUCCUCCUGCUGUCCAAACCAAUAUUUGUAAUAUAUUUGGGAGUGAUUUAACACAUCUUUCAAUACAGACACACGAUCAGAAUGCACAGGGGGAAAACCUUUACCGAGGAAACAAGUGUGGCAAAACUUCCCAGUCCUCCCACCUCAGUAGAGUGGGAACCCACCUGGAAGUGAAUCUGUAUGAAUACAGCAAGGCCUUUCGGAAAUGGACUAGCAUCAGGAUGCACCAAAGAGUGCAUGCUAGAGAGAAACCUUUUGCAUGUAAUGAGUGUGGCAAAGGCUUUACUAAGGCCUCACACCUCACUCGACAUCAGGUAAUCCACACAGGAGAGAAACCGUAUAAAUGUGACGAGUGUGGAAAGGUCUUCAGUCAGAAUUCAAGCCUAGCAAAGCACCAGAGAAUCCACACUGGAGAAAAACCUUACAGAUGUCCUGAGUGUGGCAAGACCUUUAGCCAAAACUCAGACCUUGAGUCUCAUCGGAGAAUUCACACUGGGGAAAAGCCGUACAAGUGUAAUGAGUGUGGCAAAGUCUUUAGUCGAAAUUCCCAGCUUGUGAAGCAUCGGAGAAUUCAUACUGGAGAGAAACUCUUCGAAUGUAACGAGUGUGGCAAAACCUUUAUUCGGGGCAUAGAACUCGGUACACAUCAGAUUAGCCACACAGGAGAGAAAGCGCAUAAAUGUCAUGUAUGUGGCCAGGUCUUCAGUGGGAAUUCAGACCUAACAAAUCAUCUAAGAAUUCAUGUUGGGGAGGAAUCUUAUAAAUGUAGCAAGUGUGACAAAGUAUUCUGUGAAAAUUCAUUCCUUGUAAGUCAUCAGAGAUCACACGCUGGAGAAAAACCGUACAAGUGUCACGACUGUGGCAAAGUCUACACUCAGAAUUUUAACCUCACGAUUCAUAGGAGAAUUCACACUGGAGAGGAGCCUUUCAAAUGUAAUGAUUGUGGCAAAGUGUUUAGGCGCAAUUCACUCCUUACAAAUCACCAGAGAAUCCACACAGGAGAGAAACCUUACAAGUGUAAUGAGUGCGACAAGGUCUUUAGUCAAAAUUCAAGCUUGGCAAAACAUCGGAGAAUUCAUAAUGGAGAGAAGCCAUAUAAAUGUAACGAAUGUGGCAAAGACUUUAGUCAAAAUUUCAACCUUGCAGUUCAUCGGAGAAUACACACCGGAGAGAAGCCCUUCAAGUGUACUGACUGUGGUAAAGUGUUUAGGUUAAAUGCAGUCCUCACAAAGCACAGGAGAAUUCACACAGGAGAGAAACCUUACAGAUGUGAUGAGUGUGGCAAGGUCUUUAGUCAAAAUUCAAGCCUGGCAAAGCAUUGGAGAACACAUGCUGCAGAGAAACCAUACGAAUAUAAUGUGGAUAAAAGUUUCACCCACAGAACAAAUCUGUUUGAAAAUCUGAAGAGUCACACUAGAGAGAAGCCGUGCAACUGGAAUCGGUGCAACAAAGGCUUUAGUUGAAACACAGGUCUCGCAAGUCGCCAGACAAACUUUUGGAGAGGAGGAAGCGUGUGGUAAAGCCUUUCCUUGGGUCUCCCAGUAAGAGCAUAUCAGGUAAUCCACAUGGAGAGAAGUCACAUCAGCAAUGUGUGGCAAGGUCUUCACCACAGUUCACACUGUGAGCCACUAGAGAGUUCCUAAUGGUGAGAAACCUCGCACAUGUAGUCAUGACUGUGAGGACUCGUGCAGUGUCUGUUCACAUCCAGGUAAACACCACAUGGUCACAUUGGCGAGAGACCUGAGAGACAAAUGUCCCCCCAGCCAUUGGCAGGUUAUUCUUUGUGAAGCAAUAUACAUGGGCAGAAACCGUGUAUAAAUAUGGCCAGAUCUGUAGCCAGUAGGAUGACCAGAGAGUUCAUUCUGAAGUGAAGCGUUUUUCUCCACGAGUGUGAUGUGACCUUUACUUAGGUUCACACUCCACCAGUGUUCGUAGCUCAUGGUGGAGAGAAGCCUCCGGCUAUUGGAUGACUUGAGGCUUAUAGUAUUAUGUGAAGCUCAAGGCUCACCUAACAGUUCAUACUUACAGAUGUGUCGGGGAUAGCAAAGAUUGCUCACUCUUCACUGAAUACAAGAAUGUGCACACAGGUAAUGUGGAUACUCUGUGUGGCAAAGCAUUUACGCAAAGAUCAAAGUUGGCACAUUCUGGACAGAGAUUUCACAGCUGCAGUGAGUGUGGCAAAGCCUUUACCUGAGUAUAAAUAUGCAGCAACUGGAUGUAUUGAAGAGUGACCUGUAAAUGAGGAGCUUUCCCCAGGACUCAGUGCAUGAGAUCGGGAUGUGGGAAUCUUUCAGGAAGAAACGCAGGAAAGUAAUGAACCUGCUAAUGCUUCUGCCCCAAGAUCAAGAUUGUGAAGGAUCUGAGGACUUAUAUUGGAAAGCAUCUUUACAAGGGUAACAGAUACCUGAAGAUUUAUUGAACAACUUUGUCUUUUGAGUAAUGAGAAUUGCGUGACGAGAAUUCUCAUAUUGGAUGGGAAAAUGCAUAUUACUGUUACAGGGCAGCCCAGAGUGACUUGGGCUGCCUGUCUGUGGGGCCUCACCCUCGUGCUUAAAA